This is a messenger RNA of Prorocentrum cordatum, 1545 nucleotides long. The record is from the annotation of a GenBank genome assembly. NCBI's taxonomy places the organism in Eukaryota, Dinophyceae, Prorocentrales, Prorocentraceae.
CCACUGUCAUCGACUGCGCCAGUCAUAUAUACUGGUAGAUACACAUCGCUUGGCGCAUACUCGCCUGGUAAGUAAUCCAAGGGUGCGCACACAAAGGGUAGCGAAACUCCUUGCUGCCCCUGGAGUAAAAAGAGUGAACAACAGGACAUGACAUUGAUAUUUUCCGACGGAGACGCAUCAGCCUGGCGCGCACUCAUCUGGUCAAUUGCCCACGGGUGUGCACGCAAGGCGGAAUGAAAGAAACGAUCGCCUCCGCGCUGAACAGAAAGAAGCUGCACUGGCUGGGUCUCGCGCCAGAGACACAACCGCCUCGCGCGCACUUAUCUGGUCGAUUGCCCAAGGAUGCGUGCGCAAGGUGGAGCGACCAGUUCUUGAAAGUAAAGGAAUGCAUCACAUUCAGUGGGCUGACCGCAAGCGGACAUCACCUGCAAGCCAGCAUUGCAGCCCGACGCGCAUUGGCGCGACCGGCGCACAUGCUGAGGCGCCGACCACUUCCCUCUCUGAACAUUCGAACGCCAACAGUGGAUCUCCGCCACCCUGUCGCAGGCACGGUGGGGCCAUGUGAGAGCGCUUCCCUUGGCUUUCGGGAAAUGUUUCUGCUGUUCUCUGGAAGCGACGCCCCCCUGCCAUGCCGCGCGCAUCGUGCCCUCUGCACUUUGCUCCACGGCUCCACGAAACACGCGCGGAGCGCGGAAUGCGUGCCCCAACGCUGAGAGCCAACGCGAUGGGCGCCGCCGCCGCCGCGAACUGGGCGGCGGAGCUCGGGCCGGCCUUUUCGGCCCGCCGGGGCCUCGGGCCCGCCGAACGCGGGCAGCUCACGAGGACAUCUCGGCGGAGGUGCCCUGCUGCACGGCGGUCGAGCUGCUGCCCCCGCCCUCCGGCGGGGCCGCCCUCGUGGCCUUCCGCUGCAGGCGGCGCCGCUGCGUCCUGGUGAUGGUGAGCUUGUCCAGCGCCGCCGCCCCCUCGCCCUCCGAGCUGCUGGGCCCCCCGCCCUCGCUCGCGGGCUGCGGGCCCUCCGCGGUGCUGCCGCGCGAGCUCCCCCGCGGUGCUGCUGCUCGGAGCUCGCGGGCCGCGCCGGCACUCGGUCGCGCUGUGACGGCGCCGCGCGGCCUCGUCUCGGGAGGGGGCGCGGUCGGCUUCAGGUCGCGCGGCCUCGCCUCGGGACUGCACCCGAGGCCUUCAAGGACCCCGCUGCUCUGGGAGAGGAGCUUGGCGGGCACGCGGGAGGGCGAUGCGUCGUGUGUGGGGUCCGACGUCGCGCGCUCGCGGCGCUCGCCCACUGUGACGUAGUCGAUCCAUGGCGACUGGCAGUCCAGGAAAGUGUUCUUGGUCGUCAAGCCCAGCGGCAAAUGGUGCGCCACAGCUGGCAUGGCCCCCCGUGGCAACGCACUGCCCACGAACCCCAGGGGCGCGUGCCCAGAGAAGCGGCGCGGCCUGAGCCACAGUGGCUGCCGAAGGGAAUGCCUGGCCCUGGCCAUGGUAUCCUCGGGAGCGGCCAAGAGGGGGGUGUCCAAGAGGGGGACGUGCAAAUCAUGACCGGCGGCA